GACGGUUGGAGAGCACGCGCUAGGCAGCGCGAGCCUGGCAGGGGCGCCCGGCGUUGCUAUGUCGGACUGGGAAGCGGACAGCGACGAGGAGUUCCGCGCCGGGAGCCGGCCGCCAGCGCCUCCGCUGCUCGAGUGGCAGCCGGCCAUGGCCCCCGCCCCGGGCCGGAGGAGCCCAGCGCCGCCGGCGGGCGGCAGAGGGCGAAGCGGAGCCGCCGGGCCCUGGGCUGAGGACCAGGGGAAGAGGUCGGCCCGGCGAGGCGGCGGCGGCGGCUCCCAGGGCGGCUGGAGGAGGCUGGAGGGUUCGCGGCCGUUCCCCGCACCCCGGGAUCCCUGGCUGUCGGGCCCCCUGGAAUAUCGGCCCCGCGGCCCCCCCCGGGAUCGGGGCUUGGGGGUGCCGCUCUGCUUCCACCUGGACAACGCCAUGAUCGGGCCCAUCAUCGGUCGGGCUGGAACUAAAAUAAGAGAACUUGAGGAUUCUUCAGGUUCUAAAAUACAGGUUAUAAGAGGAACAUAUGAAGCUGAAGUAAAGAUUUUUGGCAGUAAUGAUACACAGAACAAAGCCAAGAUGUUGAUAGAUGAUCUUGUUAAGAGGUAUGGCCAAAAUUACCCCGGAGACAGGACUGAGAAAGGUUCCCUCCAACACAAGGAUUUUGGCACUAGUUAUUCCACUGAAAGUCAUCGUGAUCUUGUCAAGUCUGGAAAUGUCCCACAGAAAUCAGUGAUUAACUGGGCAUCUCUUCGAGAAAAUAAAGCUAAAUAUGAAGCUAUGAAGUGGGCAGAUUUGCCUCCAAUUGAGAGAAACUUUUACAAAGAAUCACAAAAGAUUGCUUCCAUGCCACAAGAAGAAGUGGCGAAGUGGCGAAAAGAAAAUAAUAAUAUCAUUUGUGAUGACUUGAAAGAAGGUGAGAAGCGCCAUGUUCCCAAUCCUGUUUGGAAAUUUGAAGAUGCAUUUCAAUAUUAUCCUGAUGUUAUGGCAAAUAUCAGAAAAGUCGGCUUUGAGAAUCCUACGCCAAUUCAGUCACAGGCUUGGCCAAUCAUACUUCAAGGAAUUGAUCUCAUUGGUAUAGCACAGACUGGUACUGGGAAGACAUUAGCUUAUUUAAUGCCUGGAUUCAUUCAUUUGGAUUCACAACCAAUCCCAAGAGAUCAGCGAGGUGGACCAGGUAUGUUGGUCCUCGCUCCCACUCGAGAACUAGCUCUUCAGGUGGAGGCAGAGUGCUCAAAGUAUACAUACAAAGGAAUUAAAAGUAUUUGCAUAUAUGGUGGUGGGGACCGAAAAGGACAGAUAAACAUGGUUACCAAAGGUGUGGAUAUUGUUAUUGCUACUCCUGGUAGACUGAAUGACCUUCAAAUGAACAACUUCAUAAAUCUGAAGAGCAUAACAUACUUGGUUUUAGAUGAGGCUGAUAGGAUGUUGGAUAUGGGAUUUGAACCUCAAAUAAUGAAGAUCUUACUAGAUGUACGCCCUGACAGACAAACAGUCAUGACUAGCGUUCCAAGUGAUCCAGAUCGCUCUUUAUCAGUGACCUGCCUUAUUCAUUAUUUACCACUCCCCCGUUUGUGUCAUCUUGCUACUUGGCCAGAUGGUGUUCGCCGCCUUGCAAAAUCGUAUUUGAAAGAUCCUAUGAUCGUAUAUGUCGGCACUCUUGAUUUAGCGGCAGUAAAUACAGUAGAGCAGAAAGUUGUUAUUAUCCCAGAAGAAGAAAAGAGAGCUUUUACACGCUACUUCAUUGAUACUCUGAAGCCUAAGGAUAAAGUCAUCAUAUUUGUGGGAAAGAAACUUACAGCUGAUGACUUAUCAAGUGAUUUUAGUCUCCAAGGAAUUCCAGUUCAAUCUCUUCAUGGCAACAGAGAACAGUGUGAUCGAGAACAAGCUUUGGAUGACUUUAAGAAAGGAAGAGUGAGAAUACUUAUAGCUACAGAUUUAGCAUCCCGUGGGCUUGAUGUACAGGAUAUUACUCAUGUUUUCAAUUUUGAUUUCCCUCGGAACAUUGAAGAGUACGUUCAUAGAGUAGGUCGUACUGGACGAGCAGGACGCACAGGGGAGGCUGUAACACUUGUCACUAGGAAUGACUGGAGGAUUGCGUCUGAGCUGAUCAGCAUUCUUGAAAGAGCAAAUCAAACUGCUGGCCCUACUGGAAUGCUGGGUUCACAACAACUGGGACAACCUGCAUCUGCAUCCACUCCCGAAUUAGGACCAUUUCUCCUGUACCAUGUUAAGGCAGUUCCUGAAGAGCUUAUUUCAAUGGCAGAAAGAUUCAAGCAAUUUCAGAUGACAAAAGAAAUCAAAAAGGAUUUAGGAAGACCUCGUGGAAAGUCCCAGAAAGGUUUUUAAUUGCCUGGGAGAUAUUUAAACAAAGGAAUCCGAGUGGUGCAUACACCCAACACCUGUCAACAUUGUUUCAAAAUAACUUACAUGCCUGAUGGUGCCACCAUUUAUGUCAGUGGAGUGCCAGGAAGAUGUUACAUCUCUGGUUUGGGACAGAUAAGGAUAAAGAUUCAUUGUUGGAAAAUGAAGCAUAUUCUUUCAGUAAUAGCUGAAUAAAUCUCUGAACAAAUAUUUCACCAAGUCUGUCACACUGAGUGGAUGGAAACCCAACCAAAUGAUAAAACAGUACACAAAUUUUGCGAGGCUCCAAUCUUUUUUUCUAAUAAGAUUAUAUGUUUUCUAUUUUGAUUCUUCUGGGCCUCUUAUUUUCUUUUACAUUAAGCUUAUAUACGUAUAUACAAAACUCCUGUUGACUUC
Molecule: messenger RNA, 2746 nt
Organism: Mauremys mutica (yellowpond turtle)
Lineage: Eukaryota; Metazoa; Chordata; Testudines; Geoemydidae
Gene: DDX43
Product: DEAD-box helicase 43
Exons: 19
Coding region: 59-2335 (758 amino acids)
Molecular function (GO): RNA helicase activity; RNA binding; ATP binding
Source: RefSeq, a predicted model, not a curated record